AUGGCCUCAGCAGAUCAGCAAUACCUCAACAUCAAGAUUCAGGACAAGAUGAGAUAUGACAUUCGGCUUGAAAAUGUCAAACUGCGAAGUGGAGAAUUCUACGUAGAGGGUAAUAAAAAUGAUGUCCUAACUACCGAUGAUGUUGGCGAUGGGAGCAUCCGUCACAACAAUGGCAUACGCCAUAUUUGCGCCUGUGGAGAGAACGGAUCGAUUUCGGGACCACAAGGAUCUUUCGAUCUCGUGGACGAUCUGAGAGAUGUUCGAAUUUGCACUCUCACCUGGGCAGCUACUAUGGAGCCUGGAAGACGGAAUUCGUUCGUGGCGCGUAAUGUGGAUCCAAGGUACAACGUCGAUGUCGGAAAGUGGAAUGAUUCUGGUAUUAUGGGAGAUGUUCCAGUGGCUGUUGAUGAGAUGUGA
Talaromyces rugulosus is the source of this 417-nucleotide messenger RNA. RefSeq lists its product as uncharacterized. Bases 1 to 417 code for a protein of 138 amino acids. The transcript is spliced from 2 exons. Gene Ontology annotation, biological process: symbiont-mediated hemolysis of host erythrocyte. The record is from RefSeq and is a predicted model, not a curated record. Lineage: Eukaryota; Fungi; Ascomycota; Eurotiomycetes; Eurotiales; Trichocomaceae.